Molecule: messenger RNA, 1725 nt
Organism: Pocillopora damicornis (cauliflower coral)
Lineage: Eukaryota; Metazoa; Cnidaria; Anthozoa; Scleractinia; Pocilloporidae
Product: melanocortin receptor 4
Biological process (GO): G protein-coupled receptor signaling pathway
Cellular component (GO): membrane
Molecular function (GO): G protein-coupled receptor activity
Source: RefSeq, a predicted model, not a curated record
CUUUUUAAUCUCACAAUCACUGACCUUUGCGCUGGCUUUAUUUCACAAUCAGUAAUGAUUGCUAUGACUCAGACAGGAAUAAGCCAAAGCACCUUUGAAGAAUGUCGACUGCUGGAAUACGUCGCAUUUCUGUUAAGUACAAUUUUCUCCGGUGUAUCUUUGUCGACGAUAACUGCCAUUUCUGUGGAUCGACUCAUGGCUCUCUUGUUAGGAAUACGAUAUAGACAAGUUGUCACCAUAAAGCGAGUUCGUAUUGUCGUCUUUUUACUGUGGGUCCAAAGCCCUUUGGUGGGAGCUGCUUGGUUCUGGAGCAUAAGGGCAUACGGAAUUGCGAGCGGUGUAAUGAUCAUGUUGAAGAUAACAAUCUCGACUUACUCUUACACAAGAAUCUUUCACUAUUUUCGAUGUCGGCGAAUGGCCGUGCAAGAUCAUGGGUGCCCAGGAGCAGGUGCCAAGCUGACGAUGGCGCGGUACAAAAAGACAGUCAUCAAUUCGCUGUGGGUUCACUUAACGCUAAUGUCAUGCUAUCUUCCUUUUACAUUACUUUCAGUCAUAGCGCUUAUUCGUGGAUUAAACUUAACACUAUUUGUGGCACACGUCUCCGCGGUUGUUUUAGUCAACCUUAAUUCCUUGCUAAAUCCCAUUCUUUACUGUUGGAAGAUCAAAGAAAUUCAAAGAGCCGUCAAGGAAACGUUAAGACAGUUUUGCACUUAUUUUGUCCCUUGAAAGGACUACGGAUAAAAAGAAAAGAAAAACGCUCCACAGAAAUCCCAUGCUAAGGGCACAAUACUUUCCGUUAAAACGAAAGCUAUUCCCGCAUCAUUAAUUUGAUAUAGUGUGUCGUGAAAGUCAAGUGAUUCGUGAACAUUGCAAAACUUAAUUUUAAUCAUUAUUUCAGAACCCUAAGUGUAGUCUAAAACUACAGAAAAUCUAGUACAAUGUAAAAAUUUGAAACGGAAAGUUUCAUGUAUAAAAAAGUUUAAGAGUGAUAGAUCAAACUUUAAUCGGCCUAUAUAGUAAUUAUUAUAUUGACACUACAAGUUGUACUACCCUUAACCAAUGUUUAUGUCAAUGUCAUUUAUCUUGAAAUUUACCCAAAAGCCUCUUACUUUGCAGGAAGUGCCCAGAGUGUAUUAUUUGUACGCGUCAAUUAAAUUUUGCAGAAGAGGUCAGAGAUUGAAAAAAUUAACGUCGAGGUACUGCAUUGCACAUAAGUAUAUGUCGAAAAACUGCUUGAUACAGCGUAUUGUAAGGAGUUUGGUUUAAAAUUGAAUAACACAUAAAAGAAAAAUUAUCACUCAAAUCGGUCGCGCAAUAGGGCAUCUUGUCUUGCAGCAGUAGCUUAUUAGAUAGUUUCUAGAAGCUUUGAAAUUGCAGCUCUAGCACUGAAUCAGCUACGACUUUACAUAUGCAGCUACAAUUGCUGUAGCCAAUUUUUUUUUUUCGCGUGGAGGGGAAGAAGAGAAGACUAUUUGCCAUCGUUUAAACAAUCUUCUCACUCCGUUUCUGAGGGUGAAACACAGACAGGACAAGUUCCCCCAUGAAAAACUUUGCAUUUCUGACAGCAUUUAUUUACGUUUUCCCAAAUAUUGUUUUUGUUCUGCUAUAAAUAAUAUAUUACACUCCAAGCUUGUGUCUAAAAAUGUGCAACCCGCGAAAGUUAUAAUUCAUCCAAUUGAUAAAUAACAAUGAUUUCAAUAAAUUAUACUCUUUCCAUGGAUUUCA